Messenger RNA from Cavenderia fasciculata, 882 nucleotides. RefSeq lists its product as uncharacterized. The transcript is spliced from 2 exons. Bases 1 to 882 code for a protein of 293 amino acids. Lineage: Eukaryota; Evosea; Eumycetozoa; Acytosteliales; Cavenderiaceae. The record is from RefSeq and is a predicted model, not a curated record.
AUGCCAAAUGUAUUAGUUUUAGGAUCAGGACUCAUCGGAUUUGAUGUUGCACUUGCAUUUGUAGCCAAGGGUUACAAGGUUUAUACUACAACUAGAUCACAAUCUAAAGCUGACCGUCUCAAUCAAUUAGAGAUCCAACCAAUCAUUGUAAAUACUAUUCAAGAAACUGGUAAAUGGGAAUCAAUUGCUAGAAAGGCCGAUAUUAUUGUAGAGGCACUUGCUGAUUACUCUGACCGUCAAACAGCACAUAUUGUAGCAGACCUACUCACCAAGAUCAAGCAAAAGAGGGAAUUGGCAGUUCACAUUGUCUACACAUCUGGCAUUUGGAUUUGGGGUGCCUCUCAAGUUGAACCAAUCGAAGAGAGUACACCAAUCCUUCAAAACACAUUCACAAGAGGUAGACUUGACGUUCAAGAUAAAUACCUCAAGAUUGGUGGAUCGGUCAUUCUCCCCUCAUUGGUGUAUGGUCGUGAUGGUGGUCUCUCCAAUGACUACUUUAAACAAGUGUUGGCUCAAAAGGGUGUUACAUUCUUUGGCACCGAAGACACUUGGACUCCCUUUGUUCAUGCAUCUGACUUGGCCCAACUCUACGUACUUGUUGCUGAAUCACCUCGACUCACCACCGGUCAAAUUUAUGUUGGUUCCGUUACCAAUGAAAAGCGAUCAGACAUUAUCAACGCCAUAGCCAACAGUCUCGGUCUCCCCAAACCAGCCAUCACCUAUGUCCAAGGCUCAACCGACUAUGAAAAGUGUCUUGGUCUCUCUCAAAAGUUCUCUAAUCGUAAAGGCAAGCAACUCGGUUGGAACCCAGUACAACCAUCAAUCAGCGAUGAUCCCAAACGUUAUCUCGAUUCUUUCCAAGCUUUCUCUAAAUCAAACUAA